Colletotrichum navitas is the source of this 606-nucleotide messenger RNA. RefSeq lists its product as uncharacterized. Bases 1 to 606 code for a protein of 201 amino acids. The record is from RefSeq and is a predicted model, not a curated record. Lineage: Eukaryota; Fungi; Ascomycota; Sordariomycetes; Glomerellales; Glomerellaceae. The transcript is spliced from 2 exons.
AUGUCCGGAACCAACCAAGAUGUGGCCGCGCGUCGCGGACGCGACGCCCAGCGGCGCAGUCGCAGAUGCAAGAUGCUGCAAGAGAGCCGCCAGGCUGGCAACGACAGCGACGACGAAGGCGACGAUGUUGACGACGAGAGUGCUAUCGAAUACGACGGCCUAGAGGAUUGCCUGGAAAAGAAGCCGGUUAGGAUCCCAGAAGCCAAGCAGUGGGUCGAUUCCGAGGCCAAAACCGCCAUAUCCGAAGUCAGCACCAGCCUUAACUGGGAAGCCCUCGCAGCCGAAAUUUAUAUGGCUCGUAUCCGCUACAACACCACCGAAGACAACAGCGAGAAAACCGUUACUGGUGGCUCCGUCGUCGCUGCAAUUCGCGAUACCGAUAUCAACCACGCCGGCAGCUGCAACAGCUUCGCCAACGCAGCAAACCCUAGCCAGGGUCACGAGACCGACAAGAACAAGAUCAUGGGCGGCAAAAGCAGCAAGAGCGGCAACGAAAGCAGCGGCGGUGGCUACAUCAAUGCAUUCAAGCCCAUAAAUGUCAGGUGGGUCCCUCCCGAAACCGGCCUACACCUGUUCCUUGCUGCCAUCAAUAGCCUCGUCAUCUAG